AUGGCCACCCCGACCAAGUUCAGUUUUUCCGUAAGGAGCAUCCUGGAUUUGCCAGAGCUGGAUGCGGAGGCAGCUCCGCGGUCCUCCCCGCUUUACUCCUCCUGCUCCUCCAGCUCGCCGUACAGCUCCUGGAUGGACUGCGACCGGAGUCCGUGCAUAUCUUCUGACGAAGGUAGUCUCGGGGCCUCCCCUGACUCGACCAAGCCGGAUGACUCGUCCCUGGACUCGGAGCCCGACAAGAGCAAGAAGAGCAAGAAGCGCCGCGUUCUGUUCUCCAAGGCCCAGACCCUGGAGCUGGAGAGGCGCUUCCGCCAGCAGCGCUACCUGUCCGGUCCGGAGAGGGAGCAGCUGGCCCGGCUCCUCAGCCUGACCCCGACCCAGGUGAAGAUCUGGUUCCAAAACCACCGCUACAAGAUGAAGAGAGGCCGGGCAGAGGGAGCGCUACACGACUUGGAGAUACUGCAGCCUCCGGUGCUGCGCCGGGUCGUUGUUCCGAUCCUGGUCCGGGAUGGGAAACCUUUUCACACCUGCUUACUUGACACGGAGAAAGCUGGCUGUUUACCUCAUUCUCAGGCGAUACCUUUCCCCUUAGCCUACCCGUCUCUGCAGCAGCCGUCCCCCGUCGCUCUUCCUCCAAGGUAUCACCAGCACUUUCCCACCGCGGCGGCCUCCAGAUUCGCCUGGAGGGACUUUUGGAGCGACUCAGUCCACUUUAACUCUUUCAAGUGA
Anarrhichthys ocellatus (wolf-eel) is the source of this 729-nucleotide messenger RNA. RefSeq names its product NK2 transcription factor related, locus 9 (Drosophila) (gene nkx2-9). Lineage: Eukaryota; Metazoa; Chordata; Actinopteri; Perciformes; Anarhichadidae. Gene Ontology annotation, biological process: cell differentiation; regulation of transcription by RNA polymerase II. The transcript has 2 exons. Gene Ontology annotation, cellular component: nucleus. The record is from RefSeq and is a predicted model, not a curated record. Gene Ontology annotation, molecular function: DNA-binding transcription factor activity, RNA polymerase II-specific; RNA polymerase II cis-regulatory region sequence-specific DNA binding. Bases 1 to 729 code for a protein of 242 amino acids.